UUAGGAAAGAAAAAAGUCACAAAAUGGACUUGGACUUCCCACUCUCCUCCGCCUCCGACGACGAUGGCGGCGACACAACGACACCACCUGGUCGCGCCAUCUGCCACGCCGGCUGCGGGCGCCCGUCCCGCGUCUGCCUCUGCCCGCACAUGCCCCGCUCCCCGCUCCACACAUCAACCACCGUCGUCGUACUCCACCACCCACACGCCGUCCACCGCAACCCGCUCUCCACCCUCCCCCUCCUCGCCCGCUGCCUCGCCAACCUCCACCUCCUCCCCGGACGCCGCCUCCGCCCCUCCUCCACCCCGCUCAUCCCCCCUCCCUCCCCGAACCCCGUCCUCCUCCUCUUCCCCUCGCCCGCCGCCUCCGACCUCGCCUCCUGGUGCCGCUCCACGCCUCCCUCCGCGCGCUCCAACCCCUCUCUCCUCAUCCUCGAUGGCACCUGGAAGCAGGCCAAGGAGAUGCACGCCGCCAGCCUCCCGUUUCUCUCCUCGUUCGUCAUCCCCGUCUCCCUGCCCGUAGACAGCGGCGUGGACGGGGACAGCAUGUUCGAGUCGGAGCUCGUGGUGAAGAAGGAGCCGCAUAAGGGGUGCGUGAGCACAAUGGAGGCAGUCGCAAGGGCGCUGCGGCUGCUUGAGCCGGAGGGAAGCGGUGCGGAGGUCGAGGAGACGAUGGUCAGGGUUCUCAGGGCGAUGGUGGCCUUCCAGUCCCAGCAUCUGCAGCACCGUGCCAUGAAGCCGAGAGUGAAGCUGAGGAAGAAGAAAGAUAUCAAGAGGGAGGAGGAGAUGAAGAGGAAUGCCUGAUUGUUGUGACUGAAUUUCUGCGGAUUUGCGUUCCUCUGUUGUUCAGAGGCCAUCACUGUCAAUCACCAAGGUUUUGGCACGGAACUUUGCUGCAACAGCAUAUGCCAAGAUGUCUAUGCUAGAUCGGAGAAUGAUCCUUUUGUGUGUUCCCCCUAAUCCAGGAAGUUUCAAUUGUUCCUUAGUUGAAAUAUCCUGUCUAGUGAAUAGAACACCAUUAAAUUCUCAUUGUACUGUCGCCGAAAAAGUAUCAUUCCACUGAGUAAACUACACAGAUUGAUGAUACCA
Aegilops tauschii subsp. strangulata is the source of this 1088-nucleotide messenger RNA. Its product is annotated as tRNA-uridine aminocarboxypropyltransferase A. The record is from RefSeq and is a predicted model, not a curated record. NCBI's taxonomy places the organism in Eukaryota, Viridiplantae, Streptophyta, Magnoliopsida, Poales, Poaceae.